AUUCCGAUGUUAAAUGGACGUGACGUCAGAUAGAGAUUCGCGGAUCGCGUUUGUCACUCUCAUUUGAUGAACUUGCAAUUAACUCAAGGAGAAGGUCAAUGUGGAAAAGGUUCUCCAUGAAUACAAAGAGAUUUCUGAGUUGAAUAGCAUAUUGCAAUGAUUGUAGCGCCUGGAGCAUUGAUAUCGUGACCAUUUGUGAGAUCAUGAGUUAGAUAAACUUCUCAAGGCUUCAGAGAGCAGAGAGAUCGCACCAUGGGUCAAGAAGUGCCACUCCUCAACGAAUACAAGCGGGAUUUCUUCUGGAAGAGGUUCCCGCAGACCCUGCUAGGGGGUCCUAAGCUCAAGCUUGGCUUCUCUGCACCAGCCUAUGUCUACAUCAACCAACUCACACUCUUUCUCCUGCCAUGGCUCCUGGGAGGUUUGUUCACCAUUGUGGUGGAGCUAGAUGUCCUACAGGCCUACAUCGCUUACUACGUCUACGGGGCAUGCAUGGUGAUAUACGUCCUUGCAGCACAACUGAUAAGUCUGAUCAUCCAGCGUAGGGUGGACACAGUGGCAGCUUUUCAGAACACGAACGUCCUUGCAGAGGAAGACGAGGUCGAAUUUGACUCCUGCUGUGGCUACGAGACUUUCCAAUACGUCGUGCCUUUGAAGCGCUGGAAGAUCAACAUACUCCUGCAUGGGUUGGUAUCAGGGUUAAUGGGUGGACUUGGAUUCUGGUAUCUCCUGCCUUCAGUUCUGAAUCCCCUCUUCAAUAAUAUCGGAGCCACUGUCAUGAUUUACACGUUUGGAUGGUUAACACUUUGUAUAGCGCAGUAUCCUCUAAGCACAGGAUCACCUCCAGAGCCUGCAUCCUUCAGGGCUAUAGAUAAUCUAGAAGUGCUGCCCUUGUUGAGACCCUGCUAUGUCCUCAUCUGCCUUUUGGUUCAUCUUGCUUGGAGCUUUAGUCCAUCUUCACUCCUCCUGACCAACCAAAUUAUGCAUGUAGUCUUCAUCUUUCUGCCUGUCCUAUGGUGUCUGGGUGUCCUGCCUCCUCUUGAUGCUCUAGUCCUCUGGCUCAUGGAACAAACUCUAGUCCAUUUCCUGGGAGGAUCACCCAUGGCUGGAGACCUCAGGUCCUUCCUCAUGUUCGUGACCUCUGUCAUCAUCGCAGUAAUCACCUACUUCCUCCCGACCUCCCUGGCUACCAUUGUAUUCUCAGCAUGCUUCGGCUACAUCCUAUCCCUCGACCUCAGCAUCCUGGCCAAUCAGGUAAUAGCUUUCAUCAAGCAAUGUGUCAAGAAACCAACCAAUCACAGCCCAUCACACAAGAAGAAAUCUAGUCCCGAUCCAGCUGCAGAUGAAACUGAUGACAAGUUGAAAGCUAUGGGAUUGGGAUGGACGUUUGGAUGGCGAGAACUCCUGAUCAAUACAUGCAUGGUGUUGGUUGUUGGAGCUAUUUCAGGAGUCUGCACACACUUUAGCUCCUCUGCACCUUCAUCAGUUGUCAGAGGUCUUGGCUAUGCUAUCAUAGGGUUGAUGGUGAUUGUGAAGAUCUUGGGCGAUUGCCAGAAAGUUUUUGUCUUUUGGGGAUUGCUCAGAAACAAACUUUACCCAGACUCCAUCAGCAGCACACAGAAAUACAGUAAGAGGAAAAGGAAGCUUCACAGACUUGGCUUCAUAAAGAGAUUCGUACUUGAUUUAGUUUGCCCUUUUGUCAUGGAAGCAUACCUGGGACUCAUAGUGGCCUAUGCUGGGCUAACAUUGCCAUCUUUCUGGUUUGCAGUGGGAGCUGUCUACUCCUUUCGCAGGAUAUGGCAGCAUACAAGCAGCUCUUUACUAGAUGUGUCCAUCCUCCACGUCUUACUAGAGCUAAAUGUGUAUGGCUCAACAACAUAUGUUUCCUGGUGGCCUACAGACUAUGGUCUCCAGCUGAUCUUCAUAGGUCUCUUACACUCCUGGAUCAGUCAGACCCUGCACAAGGUCUACUGCUACCUGACCAUCCUCAUCACAUCCUACACCAUCGAGAAGCAACGAAGGAAGUCAUCCCUCCCGCUCAUCAUCAUCUCAAUCCUCCUCUUCCCAAUCGUCAUAGCAACCAUCAUGGCAUCCAGUAUCCUGUCGGCCCCUAUCUUACCCCUUUUCACUCUGCCAAUCAUGCUCAUCGGGUUCCCACGACCCCUCAGGUUAUGGCCUGGAGCAGUUGGUGCAGCAGCCAAUGUCUGUGCAGACACUGUGUACUACAAGCAGCUGGAGAAAAGCCUGAGAGGAGUAAUAAGGAGAGCGGUGGCCGCAGGCAGCUUGGGUGAGCUCGCCCCAGGAUCAUUCCUUCUACUACGAUUCCAGGAUCGCAUGGCAUGGCUCCAGGUCCUAGAGUGUGGCUAUGGCUUUAUUACAAUCAGCCUGAAGGGAAUGGAACUGCAGGAAACCUCCUGCCACACUGUGGAGGCUGCUCGGCUGGACGACAUCUUUGAAGCAGCCUUCACUCAUCCAAAGGAGAAAUUCCCAGUUUUUUCCCUCAACCAGUUCCCUAUGCACACCUUGACUCCCGUGGAUGCCCAGCCCGUGGACACUUACUCAGAUGCCAGAAACGUUUUGACUGGCAUCAUAGAUUCCCCGGAUACUUUAGAGUUGGUUGAUUCUUGUUUCAUCAAGACACUUGUGUGGCUUUUGAUGAGACACAAUUGUGCCAAAAGGAAAGACCUGCCCACUCCUUCAUCAACCAAUUCAGGAUCAAACAUUGGUAAUUUCAAGGAAAGUGGGAGCGUGAGCAGUAGAACGAGACUUGUACAAACGAAGAGGGUUGUCAGUGUCAGUGAAGACAGUGGACGAGCUGAGUCGAUAGAGUCCAAACCUAUGAGUAGUCAGGUCAAGAAGCAACAGCAGCCUAAGAGAAAGUCUUUGGUAGGUUCUUGGCAUAGUCUUGACAGCUGGGAUGAUGAUCCUCUAGAGCUAGACGUAAUGAACAGCAAACCCAAGUUGAAUUCCAGUGCAAAGAAGAAUGAAGGCCAGGUACUCAAAGAACCUGCUGGCCUUCCAGGUGCAAUCUCAGAUAUUUCUGAUGAUGAAGUAGAUGAUAUUUUGAAUGAAUUUGAAUUUGGUUUACCCGCAGUGGACAUCCAUGCUCCUAAGAAGACGGCAGCUGCAACAAAGAACAUUCCAUUUACCCAAAGAACCAUUAAUCUAAACGCCUCUGCCCAGUUUUCAUCUCCUCACUCAUCAAAGUUAAGCUUACCCCUCAAAUGGCGGGAGAUCCCCAUAGACCAGAAUCUCCUCGCCCCUCUCCUGCAGAAAUUCCCUCUGGACUGGUACAAGCAUGUCAUUGCUCAACUUGGUAUUGAGUCCAGCAAGUCUCCAGAGGACAUUGCAGCAGAGAUAGGCUCGGAUGAAGCCCUGACUACCAUGUAUGCCAACCUGGUCAUGGCAUGCUAUGGCAUUGUCAAUGUCUUUGGACUAGACGGUAUGUCUGCUGUAGGAGCAGGAGCUAGUCAUGUCUACAAGGUUUAUUCAGGCGAUAUCCCGUGGUCCAUGAACCAGGAAUGGCUGACAUCAGAUGAGGAGCUCCAUGUUAUUGUGUUGCAGGCCUACAGGUUUGCUUUCAAGCUCGCAUACGACCAAACCGUACUUGGUGAGGCAUCGGACCUGGAUGAGAUAGUAGAAUACCUUCAGGAGUAUGAGAGUGACUGGUACAUGGGAAGGGAUACCGAUGUAGCAUGGUCAGAAGCAGUCGAGAGCAAUAAACCAAGACUCUUCUCGCUCAUCUAUGAUACUAAUGAAAACACCUACAAUGGACGCGUCCUCUCCAGGCAGCCUGUGGUGGUUCACAUUGGACAGCUCAACUCUGAGAUGGUUCGCUCCCUUUGGUCUUCGCUCUCCCUAGAACUCUUCUACUUCACCAACGAUGAUGAGGAGAGAUACAGCAUCCAGGCUCAUCCAGUCAUUCUCAGAAACUUGACAGUCCAGGCAGCUGAUCCUCCACUGGGCUAUCCGAUCUAUGCCUCCAAGCCUAUCUCUAUUCCAACGUGGUAGGUCCUUCAGAACCUUCAAGGGUUCUUUUACUUCACCAACGAUGAGGAGAGAUACAGCAUCCAGGCUCAUCUAGUUAAUCUCAGAAACCUGACAGUCCAGGCACUGAGCUGAUCCUCCAAGCCUAUCUCUAUUCCUACGUGUACGUGGUAGGUCCUUCAGAACCUUCAAGGGUUCUUUUACUUCACCAACGAUGAUGAGAAGAGAUACAGCAUCCAGGCUCAUCUAGUUAUUCUCAGAAACCUGACAGUCCAGGCACUGAGCUGAUCCUCCAAGCCUAUCUCUAUUCCUACGUGGUAGGCCCUUCAGAACCUUCUAGGGUUCUUCUUCUUCAAGAUGCUCUGAAGAUUCUUGCAGAUGUAUAAUUGCGUGUGUGGCGAUAUAGGGAUGCCCAGGUGAAAGGUGUAUACAAUGUGCCAGGGUUCCUCUCCUGCACCAACAAUGAUGAGGAGAGAAUUAGCAUCAAGGCUCACCCUGUAACCCUGAGGAACCUCAAGGUCUAGUAUGUGACCUUCCCAUCUAUGCCUCCAACCACCUCUCUGUUCCUUUCAAGACCUUCUUGGUUUCAUCUACUUCAAAAUUUCAUGAGAGAUAUAGUAUCCACACUCGAUCUUAAUAUUCCUCUGGAACCUCGCAGUCCAGACCGCUGAUCAACAUCAUGGUCUUCCCUGUAAUUCCCUUCUAGCCCCUAGCUCUCUUUCUCUCGUCAGAAGACUUUUUACAUUUCUUACUCUGCUAGAAUAAUCACCCCCCCCCCCCCCUCUAACCAAUGAAUAAAUUUUGUAUUAAUCAGGAACAGAAUUUUGGUUCUAAGCAUCAUUGUUGGAAGAUCACAUUUUGGGGGUACUUUAUAAAAUUGUAUUAACUUCUUUAAUAGCUAACCUCCCAAAAAGAUAGAAUCUUCAAAGGGUUCAUUGAAUUAAUCAAAUGAGAAACAUGCGUGCACAGCACUAUUUCUUUGAUCUUCUAUGUAGCAUAAUGAAACUUUUGAUGAAAAUGUCCAAAUGUAGGCACAUGCCCUUCGGAUCUCUUCCUGUGAUAAGGCGAAAGCUUGCUGGUAAAUUAAACAAUCUUUCAAUUAUCAUGUGAUAAUUAUUAUUUCAUUGCAGCAUCUCAGUUAUAAUAAUCAUGUAUUUUGUACUUAAUGUAAUAUAUAUUGCUUCAUAUAAAUUUACAUAAACUUACAUUCAAAUUUAAACAUAGAUAUAUAUGUUUUAAUCAUCAAGAAAAUGUAAUUGCAAUCGAUUCUAAAAGAAUGAUUUUUCAGAGUAAAGAGGAAACUAAACAUGUAUAUAUUAAAUAUAUCGAAAUUAUUGGGAAGGAGGUUCUUUGUGGUACACUUAUAUGUAUUAUAGUACUGGUUUAUGUUGAGGCUAUGAGGAGAUUAAGUUUUUGAAGUGUUAGAAAGAUUGUCCCAAUCUUAAAGGACAAGCUUCUGUUUCUGGGCAUUCCUGUGCCAUACAUACUACAGUAGUAUAAAGUUGGUAUCCUACGAAUCAUGGUAGAUGUAUGCAUAGCUAUGUACCCUCACAUUAAAUUUUCUGCAGGUGCUUCUUAAAUGAUCAGUGAAAAAGAAAUGUCCACAAGAACGAACCUUUGCAGUCACCUUAGAAUCCUUAGAUGCUUUGGGACUUUUUUCAUUAGCUCUGGCAAAAAUUGGCCUUAGCCUAUGCAUGUUUGUAGAGUUGUAAUUUAUUCAGUAAGGAAAAAAUUACGAGAAAUAUCUUGUUCAAGAACUCUACCUAAUGACUUAAUUUUGUCUGUAUGAUCUUUUGCAGGAGAAAUUGUCACAAGAAGAUAGUGUUGUAUUUAAAAAAAAUUGCAAUUGGUCAAUAUCCCGGUACUUUUAAAGUCUUUGCUGGUGUGUGUAAAAAAGUAGUGCAAUUCCAUUGUCACAAACCAUAACCUUGAUAACAAAGUAUUUCUGUGAGUGAAUUGUGUACAUUAUAAUGGCAACUAUGGUCUAUAGAUAUCUAGCCUGACAUGUUUAAAUUCUGCGGGCCAAAAAUGUAAGUUAAAAACAAUUGAACCUGGUAUCAUGGAUUACUCGUUAUUAUUUUUGUCAUUAUUAUGUACGGUUUUGUUGUUCUUGUUGCUGUUGAUUGUUUCUCCUUGCCCUUUUUUAACCUCUGCUGUACAUUAUACUUAUUUUAAUUUUCAUUUCUUUGUCCAUUCCGUCCUUUAGAUUCUAAUUUAAAGAUUUUACACAGAAAAUUGACUAAAGUAGGAUAUAAUAAAACAUCGUAUGGCUAAUUAUACCUGCAAGUCUUGCAUUAUUCAGUCCCAUGACAACUCAAUGUGUGAACUGAGGCCCAAAACUUUUUUUUUCAUACUACACAAGCUACAUGGAAAAAAAAAGAAUCAUUGCUUUGAUACUUUUUGAGAGGCAAAUUUUGUAUUUUGGUACUUUAUACUGGUAGACUUGGAUUUUAAUACGUCUACAUUUAGGUGUAUGAAACAGUGUACAAAAAUUGUACAGCCUUUGUUAAAAAGAUCCGCAAAUAAUCAGAUAAAAGUCUAUCGUUAUUUAUCAAUGAAAAAAAAAAAAAAUUCUUUGGUGUGUGAAAAUGUAUGUGCUUGUCGCUUUUUGAUGUAAAGUUGUUACAUGUAAAAGAUUUUCUUUUACACUUACUUUAUGUUUCAUCAGUAUCUGCUGUCUGUAUAUGAUGAAUGUAAAUAGAAAAGAACUAUCAUCUCAGAUAUCACUCAUCACCUUGAUAUUCAUAGAAACAAAAUUAGAGAAAACUAUCAAAGAUAUUUGUAUGUGUGAAUUUUCAUUAAAAAUGUCCAAUCAGAA
Messenger RNA from Strongylocentrotus purpuratus (purple sea urchin), 6802 nucleotides. Its product is annotated as pecanex-like protein 4. The record is from RefSeq and is a predicted model, not a curated record. The transcript has 9 exons. The coding region runs from base 253 to 4008 and encodes 1251 amino acids. Gene Ontology annotation, cellular component: membrane. NCBI's taxonomy places the organism in Eukaryota, Metazoa, Echinodermata, Echinoidea, Camarodonta, Strongylocentrotidae.